AUGCAGCACCGCCGCGAGGACGUCUGGGGCAAGGACUCGGGUGAUUUCAAGCCCGAGCGCUGGGAGGCCCGCCGCUCCGGCUGGGAGUACCUCCCCUUCAACGGUGGGCCGCGCAUCUGCAUUGGCCAGCAGUUCGCCCUCACCGAGGCUGGUUACGUCCUCGUCUGUAUGCUCCAGCGCUUCGACGGACUCGAGGACGUCCACGCCGACCAGAGGAUUAGGUGGGACUUGGCUUUAGUGAGCGCUCCUGGUGACACGGUUACGGUGCGCCUCCUCGAGGCUAGCCGGUAA
Penicillium hordei is the source of this 291-nucleotide messenger RNA. RefSeq lists its product as uncharacterized. The record is from RefSeq and is a predicted model, not a curated record. Bases 1 to 291 code for a protein of 96 amino acids. Gene Ontology annotation, molecular function: oxidoreductase activity, acting on paired donors, with incorporation or reduction of molecular oxygen; monooxygenase activity; iron ion binding. NCBI's taxonomy places the organism in Eukaryota, Fungi, Ascomycota, Eurotiomycetes, Eurotiales, Aspergillaceae. The transcript has a single exon.